This is a messenger RNA of Ylistrum balloti, 998 nucleotides long. Its product is annotated as protein FAM89A-like. The transcript is spliced from 2 exons. The record is from RefSeq and is a predicted model, not a curated record. Lineage: Eukaryota; Metazoa; Mollusca; Bivalvia; Pectinida; Pectinidae. The coding region runs from base 72 to 710 and encodes 212 amino acids.
GAAAACACCUUAAAAGUGCGUGAUGUAUUCAUAGAAAGAACACAGCCUAUCGUUUGCUGUCCGUAUUGGGCAUGAUGGCUGAAUUACCAGGUCUACCGCCUCUCCCCAAAUGUUUUAGUGAUGUAGUGAACAUACAUGUCAACUCGUCGCUGACAAGUUUUGAAGAAAAAGAGGAGGAGUCGACAUUGGGUGGCAGCAUCAGUGACACUGAAGUGUCCAGUCUGUCCAGUCCGAUGAGUCAACCGGACCGCAGCGUGCUAAGAGACGGCGACACUGAUUUGCAAGGCAAUGCAUCGUCCACCGACUCAAAUGUUGAUUCGGCUGUCCAGUCGCCCGAGGACCAACCAAGUGGCAGUGAAGAAAUGUCUCCUUUCGUGAAGCUUAACACAGCAUUAUCUACUUUAAAGAAUGAAAUGGCUGGUCUGAGGGAACUUGAUGUGUCACUACUUUGCCAGCUGUGGUCAUUGAAUGAUGCUAUCCAGGAAUAUAAAGUAGCAGUACAAGACCGGUAUUCGGAGACCAAUUCUGAAUAUUCAUGGGGCAUGAACAGUCGCACCAGUAGCAUUGGAAGCUUUGACGACUAUGAUUGGAAUGCAGAUAUAUAUCUAAAACCUGAGGGUUAUGUAGACAGUUCCCUCCAUGGUAGUACAUCCAGUCUUCUGCAACAGAUCAACGAACUUAAGGAACGUGCCGAAUCAGAGUUUAUAUGAUUGUUGAAUUAUUAAGUAUGGAAUGAAUUUUCCUUUUUUAUCUUUGAAAAUGAAGAACUGCUAACCAUAACAAGAUCUCCAAUAGAUUGGUAUUCAUGAUGAUUCACAGCUAUAUUGAUGACACUCAAUGAUAUCUUGUAUUGUGUCACAAUUUUAAAAAAAUAUAGCGUGUUUAAUAUCCCUAACUUUUUUUUUUUGUUACAAAAUCUUUAAUGUUUUCCAAAUUUAUGCUCACUAAAUAGCUAACACACAUUUUAAUAAAUAUAUUUUGGAAUUGUUUUGAGAUUG